AUGGUCAAGGAGGCAUUCUAUCUCGUUGCGUCGCUCGCGACGGGCGCAUACGUUGCCUGGACCGCCGUCGAGCUUGUCUCCCUUCGCUACUUCGGCCACGAUCAGACGGGUCUCUGGGGAGCAUAUUCUUCCCCAUGGAUAGCCGCCAUCAUGAUGCCCGUUUUUCUCGUGCUGCGGUCCAGGCACAGUUAUUUUCGCUCCAUGCGGGUUCAUAAGACGCUGCCCGCGAACGUCUAUCCGCACAAAGAUCCGAUCCUGGGCAUGGACUUGCUAUGGCUCGGCAAGUCGGCCAUCGCAAGCAAUUCCAUACUCGAGAUGUGGGAUGACAUGUUCUCGGAGGUUGGACAAACCUUUUGGCACAACUCGAUCGGCAGAUGGCAGCUCAUGACGAACGAAGCGGAGAAUGUGAAGGCGAUUCUCUCGACCCAGUUCGAGGCCUGGCCCAUCGGUGGUACACGGCAGAUGUCAUCGGCGCUGGCGCUGGGUUGGCAUGCCAUCUUCUCGGCCAACGGACCUGAGUGGGCGAGCGCGCGAGCGCUCAUCCGUCCCAGCUUUGUUCGGAAUCAGAUUGCGGACCUCGAGUGCAUCGACAGACACGUCGAGAAUUUUCUAGCGAGGCUCCCUCAGGACCGGACAAAGGAGGUUGAUUUGCAAGAGUUGCUCUACAUGUUCACCAUGGACACGUCGACGGAUUUCAUGUUUGGUUACUCGACCGACAUGCUCGUUGCUCCUACCGAGGAGGCGGUUCAGUUUACAAAGUCAUUUGAGUAUUCGCUCAUGUCGUCGUCCAACCGGGGCCGGCUGGGAUGGCUCUUGAUGCUUCUGCCGGACAAGAAGCUCGACGAGUCGGUGGCGUAUUGCAAAUCUUUCAUAGGCAAGCACGUGGCGGCGGCACUGCAACGAAACAAGGCGAAAGAGCGACCGUACGUGUUCAUGAACGAGAUGAUCAACUCGGGUGCGCCCAACGAGGUUAUCACCGAGCAGCUGCUGGCCAUGGUCCUCGGUGGCCGAGACACGAGCGCGAGCACGAUGAGCAGCAUGUUUUGGCAGCUCGCGCGGCGGCCGGAGGUGGUCCGAAAGAUUCGUAGGGAGAUCGAAGUGUUAGGAGGUCGUCGGCCGACGUGGGAGGAGCUCAAGGGACUCAAGUACCUGAACAAUGUCCUCAAAGAAAUCCCGGGCAACCUGCGGUGUGCAAGCAAGGAUACCGUCCUCCCCAAGGGCGGCGGCAAGGAUGGACAAGGGCCGCUCUUCGUACCCAAGGGCACCAGCUGCCGCUUCAGCCUGUACACAUUGCAGCGACGGAAGGAUGUAUUCGGUGAAGAUGCUGACGAUUUCCGGCCCGAGCGGUGGGAUGGACUCCGAACCUCGUGGGAGUACCUUCCCUUUAGCGGCGGUCCACGAAUUUGCAUCGGCCAGCAGUUUGCCUUGACCAUGAUGCUCUACCUUGUCGCUCGUUUCUUCCAGACCUUUGACGCCCUCGAGGCGGCCGACGACCGGCCCAUGGUGCAGCUGACAAGCGCGACAAUCAGCCUGUCAAACAAGUGCUGGGUGCGAUUGGAAAAGAUUGACGGCUUCAGAGUUGGAGGAGGCUGCCGAAAUGGGGAGUCAGAAGAAUAA
Messenger RNA from Drechmeria coniospora, 1617 nucleotides. RefSeq lists its product as uncharacterized. NCBI's taxonomy places the organism in Eukaryota, Fungi, Ascomycota, Sordariomycetes, Hypocreales, Ophiocordycipitaceae. The transcript is spliced from 5 exons. Gene Ontology annotation, molecular function: iron ion binding; oxidoreductase activity, acting on paired donors, with incorporation or reduction of molecular oxygen, reduced flavin or flavoprotein as one donor, and incorporation of one atom of oxygen; heme binding. The record is from RefSeq and is a predicted model, not a curated record. Bases 1 to 1617 code for a protein of 538 amino acids.